This is a messenger RNA of Ficedula albicollis (Collared flycatcher), 613 nucleotides long. It is a transcript of the gene NKX2-8, whose product is annotated as NK2 homeobox 8. Lineage: Eukaryota; Metazoa; Chordata; Aves; Passeriformes; Muscicapidae. Bases 11 to 613 code for a protein of 200 amino acids. The transcript has 4 exons. The record is from RefSeq and is a predicted model, not a curated record. Gene Ontology annotation, biological process: regulation of transcription by RNA polymerase II; cell differentiation. Gene Ontology annotation, cellular component: nucleus. Gene Ontology annotation, molecular function: RNA polymerase II cis-regulatory region sequence-specific DNA binding; DNA-binding transcription factor activity, RNA polymerase II-specific.
ACAAUCUACCAUGGCCACAUCUGGCAGGAUCAGUUUUACAGUGAGGAGCAUUUUGGAUUUACCAGAGCAGGAUGCUAAUAGCAUAAAGCAAGCCUCUGACCAUCACCACUCAGCGGAGAACUACAGCGGCUCGCCGUAUCGAGGCUGGAUAGAAACAGACAGAAAUCACUAUCCCUCUUCCGACGAGAGCGGCCCGGAGAUGAGCUUGCCCGACUCCACCCAAAGGCCCCCCCCCCCCCCCCCCGCCCGCGGCUCGGAGGCCGAGGAGAAGAAGAAGAAGCGGCGGGUGCUCUUCUCCAAGGCGCAGACGCUGGAGCUGGAGCGGCGGUUCCGGCAGCAGCGAUACCUUUCGGCUCCGGAGCGGGAGCAGCUGGCCCGGCUGCUCAGCCUCACCCCCACACAGGUGAAGAUCUGGUUCCAGAACCACCGCUACAAGAUGAAGCGGGCGCGAAGCGAGGGCGCCGGCAGCCCGCAACAGACUGCUUCCAUCCCUCCGACAGCACCUGCGGACCACGGACGCGGAGGGAAUGUCUGGGGCAAAGACCCCACCGGGACUGAUGCAGACAACGCCGAGGAAAAGGUCGACGGAAAGGGACCCGCAAAAGAUAUCUGA